Mycena citricolor is the source of this 2543-nucleotide messenger RNA. Lineage: Eukaryota; Fungi; Basidiomycota; Agaricomycetes; Agaricales; Mycenaceae. The record is from the annotation of a GenBank genome assembly.
CCUGUGUUGACCUCGUCACGCCGCCGUGACACGACGUCUCCAUCCUUGUCCAUAGCAUUGACAAUAAACCGCUUUCCAUGUCCGACGCACCGACUCUGAGUAUCACCAUGUUAGGUGCGGGCCAGGAAGUCGGUCGCUCCUGUUGUGUUCUACAGUACAGAGGGAAGACUAUUGUCUGUGACGCCGGCGUGCAUCCCGCACACGGUGGAAUGGCCUCGCUUCCUUUCAUUGACGAACUCGACUGGAGUACGGUAGACGCAUUGCUCAUUACCCAUUUUCACCUCGAUCAUGCUGCUGCCCUCACGUAUAUCACCGAGAAGACCAACUUUCGGGAAGGCAAAGGCAAAGUGUACAUGACCCAUCCGACAAAGGUCCUUCACAAGUUCAUGAUGCAGGACUUUGUGCGAAUGAGCUCCACCUCCUCCGAUGCCCUAUUUACUCCGAUGGACAUGGCAAUGUCUCUAUCUUUCAUCACCCCCGUCUCCGUUCAUCAGCUGAUAACACCAUGUCCUGGUGUGUCGUUCACGCCCUAUCAUGCAGGACAUGUGUUGGGGGCCUGCAUGUUCCUGAUCGACAUCGCGGGUCUCAAAAUUCUGUACACGGGCGACUACUCUAGGGAGGAAGACCGUCAUCUCGUGAAGGCAGAGCUGCCCCCCAUUCGUCCGGAUGUCUUGAUUGUCGAAAGCACUUAUGGUGUGCACAAUCUGGAGAGCCGUCCGGAUAAGGAGCUGAGGUUCACAAACCUGGUUCAUUCUAUCAUCUCACGGGGCGGCCAUGUACUCCUCCCUACAUUUGCGCUCGGUCGUGCCCAAGAGCUGCUGUUGAUUCUGGACGAGUACUGGAAGAAGCACCCGGAUCUGCACCGUGUACCGAUCUACUACGCCUCAGGUCUUGCCCGGAAGUCUAUGGCGGUAUAUCAAACUUACAUCCAUACCAUGAAUUCGAACAUCCGGUCCCGAUUUGCUAAACGAGACAAUCCUUUCGUGUUCAAGUACAUCUCAAACCUUCCCCAAGCCCGUGGAUGGGAGAAGAAGAUCGCGGAAGGACCCCCAUGCGUCGUCUUGGCCAGUCCUGGAUUCAUGCAAAGCGGACCAAGUCGAGAACUGUUCGAGCUGUGGGCACCAGACUCGCGGAACGGGCUGAUCAUCACGGGCUAUUCGAUUGAAGGAACCCUAGCUCACGAUAUCGUGAAUGAGCCAGAGGAAGUCGAAUCCGUCAAGGGUGGCAUGAUCCAGCGCAAGCUGUCCGUGGCCUACAUCUCGUUCAGUGCUCAUGUUGAUGGCGCUCAGAACGCAGAAUUUAUCGAGGCUGUUCGAGCACAGCAUGUGGUUUUGGUGCAUGGGAAGCAAGAUGCGAUGGCUCGGUUGAGAGCGAAACUGACGUCGCAGUACAAGGAGCGGGAGGAAGAUGUGAAAAUCCACACCCCGCGCAAUCUAGAAACGCUGGAGCUCUCGUUUCGCAGCGAUCGGGUGGCGAAGGCCAUUGGAACACUGGCUGAUCAGGUGCCGCGAGCUGGGGACGUGCUGUCGGGUCUGCUGGUGUCCAAGGACUUCUCGUACACGCUUUUAGAUCCUCGAGAUCUGAAAGACUUCGCGGGUUUGUCCACCUGUUCGGUGACUCAGCGGCAAAAAAUAACCCUCGGAGUACGGUGGGAGCUCGUCAGAUGGCACGUGGAAGGCAUGUUUGGGGGCCUCGAAGAUGGACUGGACGCAGACGGCAUCCCUACGCUCAGGGUAGGCGCAUGUGUCAAUUUCGAAAUUCCGCUCAAUGCUGGACAGAUUAUGGGCGCUCUCGAUGUCAAGUUGACCCAGGAGCAUGAAAUCACGUUAGAAUGGGAAUCGAGCGCCAGUAAUGACAUGCUCGCAGACUCGACGCUGGCCCUGAUAUCAGGCAUUGACCAUAGCCCUGCUUCAGUGAAACGUGAGGUCGAGGCGGAUACCUACAUGCUUGGCGCUAACGCGCCUGACAGUCACGUCGCAUUCCCACGUUCACUCCCACGCAAAGCAUCCCCACGCUCAAACUGACGACCACAGCGUCCGGAUUCAGCGCAUCGCAUGGUUUUUGGAAGCCCAUUUCGGGGAUGUGGAAUUUCAUCGACCAGAAGAUGCUGAGGAGGAUCCAGAGCAAGGUGAAGACGAGAAACCGGCGGAACCGUCGAUGCUCGUUCACCUCGAUGAUACGGCCGCUCGAAUCAACCUCGUCUCUUUGAGUGUUACGAGCGAGAGUGAGCCAUUGAAAAAGAGGGUUGAGGCUGUAUUGGACAUGGCCGUGACCACUGUGUCCACGUUGGGAGAAGCUUUCGUUUCAAGACCAUCUGGCUUUGGAUCUGCAGAAGUUGUCAAAACGGUCCAGUCCAAGGGGGGCGACCGAGUCGUUGACGGCGAAGGAUCUGAAGGGGAUUCUAUGCAGCAGGUCCAUGAUUAGAUUAGAUAAUCUACAUAUGUAAUGUCGGCUCCGACACCCUGUCUUGCUUAGUGAGCGGCCUACUGCAUUGGCGCAUGUAUCGUAUAUGACUUGGUUCAAACCCAUCUUUCGACUCUCCA